AAGUGUACAAGGGUAAGAUGCCGCGACAAAGUCGUUCAAGAAGUAAUCUCUCUGAAAAAGAAAAAAAGAAGCGUAGACGAGAACAGAAAAAAAUUAGCAUACGCCGUGCUCGAGCCAAAAUGGACGAAGCAGCACUCGAAGAAAGAAGAAAGAAAGACAGGGAAAGAUAUAAAAAGAAGAAAGAGCAAGGUCAAAUCAAGAAUAUUAAGGAUUACACACCAAGAGAACAAAGAAAAAUUAGAAGGAUAUGGAGAGAGAAGGCAAAGAAAAAACGUGAAAAGGAAAAAGAAAAAACUUCAUUAAUAAUGAUACUAUAUCGUAUGAGAGAUGGAUAACAAAGACUGUUACUAUCGUAAUAAAAUGAGAAGCAAAACAAUCUGAAGAGAUCUGUAAAAGAAAAAGUGGUGACUACUAAGAAAAAUCUUUUGGGAAUGUUACACUCUAAUUAACCGACUUAUACUAAGCAUGUUGCAUAUGUGAUGCAUCAAUCAAAUGCUGUUCAAACCAUCAAACAACGAUUAACGCCUGAAGACGAACUUCUCCAUAUAGAUUUUUCCGAAAAUUACAACUGUAAGUAUGCCGAGGAAAUACAGUCUGCUCAUUUUGGCGGUUCAAAAAUACAGUUGUCUUUACAUACUGCUGUUUAUUAUAGUACCCAAUCAGAACCUCCGAACAAUUAUACAGCAAGUACUUCCUUUUGUACCGUAUCAGAAAAUAUCAGACAUGAUCCUGUUCUGAUAUGUGUACACUUACAUGCUUUGAUAAAUAGAAUUCGACAACUGUCGCCAAACUUAAAAAACUUGCAUAUUUUAAGUGAUGGACCUUCUACUCAAUAUCGGAAUAAAUCCAUGUUCCAUUUAAUAGCAACAUACUUAAGCAAAGUGUUAAGUGUCAAUUCCAUCACUUGGCAUUAUAGCGAGAGGGGACAUGGAAAAGGUGCACCGGAUGGAGUAGGUGGCUGCAUCAAACGGAUCUGCGACAGCUGUGUUGCGAGAGGUCAAGACGUUGCAUGGAGUAUUUACGAACCGCAUACUAUCCACGCAAGGCGCUUAAGUUGCUUAGAGUGUAAGGCCCACGAAAUUUGUCAUCAUGUACAUGUGUUAAACAUGCAAAUUUGAAAUUGGUGAAAUCCAAAUAAACUAUAGAGAUCCGACAAUGGCUGACUUAUAAUAGUAUCUCCAUGAACUCCCGAUGCUCCGACUGUACCAAAUUCACCGAGUUGACUGAUAGACUUACGCCAGAUAAUUUAUUAUGCAGCAAAUUUGUAGGCCUACAAAAAGAAAAUUUAGGAUUUACUCAGAUGAUACUAAUGAGGACGAAGUGACGAAGAAGCCUAUAAAUAAAUUUUCAUCUAACGAUGAAAAUAUUUUCUGA
Molecule: messenger RNA, 1374 nt
Organism: Chilo suppressalis (striped riceborer)
Lineage: Eukaryota; Metazoa; Arthropoda; Insecta; Lepidoptera; Crambidae
Source: the annotation of a GenBank genome assembly